Staurois parvus is the source of this 332-nucleotide messenger RNA. The record is from the annotation of a GenBank genome assembly. NCBI's taxonomy places the organism in Eukaryota, Metazoa, Chordata, Amphibia, Anura, Ranidae.
AAAAAUGGAAACCACCAGCAGUGUGAGGAGACCUGAAAGUGGCACAUGGCAGAGUGUGGCGAUAGAGACAGCAGCAAUGGGAGGCCGUACAGGGACCCAUGACACACUCUGGACCUGGCAGCAGCAUGAGGAGGCGGUACAGGGGCCCAUGGCAGAUUACGGCCUGGCAGCAGCAUGAGGAGUCGGCCGUACAGGGACCCAUGACACAAUCUGGACCUGGCAGCAGCAUGGGGAGGCCGGUACAGGGGCCCAUGACAGAUUACGGGCCUGGCAGCAGCAUUUGGAGUCGGUACGGGGGCCCAUGACACACUCUGGACCUGGCAGCAGCAUGA